GAAUAAAAAGAAUGCAGCUGAAGGAUCACUAUUCAUCUACCAUCCAAAUAUUUACUAACAAAUCAGGAACAUUCUCUGAAAAUAUAUUUUCCAACAGGGAAAAAACAAGAAGAAACUAAAGCAGCGUGGCAUUGUUUAUGACCCUAAAGAAGUUGUGAUUCCCUCUGUCAAAGUAGCAAGUUGUUGCCAUUUGCUGAAGGCAAAGUACAGACCUCAGAGGGCUGACAUGGGCCGGCUUGUCUUCCCCAAGCCGCUUCCAGCCGUGACGGGGAGCCCAGAUCACAAUCCACUUUUGCACCCCAAGGAGGCUGGCACUGGCCAAAACCCUCACCAGGAGGAAAUAAUCCGGAAGUUGGCCACGCAGCUGAGACACAUCGGGGACGGCAUCCACCGCAGGACAACUCAGGAUCUUCUGCAGGAAGGCAGAGACGCACUGGCUCAGUUGGUCUUGUUUGUCUUUGGAAGAGUCGAGGUGACGCUGCGCCUCUUCUGGAAUCACCACUUGCUGUAGAAGGGACACCAACGUGGCGCCCUGAUUCCCUCUUCCCGUGAGAGCCGAGUCCUGCCGGGAGGGCCACAGGCUGCCUGGCCGCCGUCUUUCCCUGGGGGCAACGAGCUAUGUGCUAACCUCACCCUCCAGCCAGUGGCCGCGCAGGGCCAUCUGCUCUGUCAUUUCCGCACCAGCACGGCCGCCGGGGCUUCCAGACCCACAUCUCCGCUCCUCCCUCCUGCUCCCGGGUCCCCUCUUCCUCUGUGACCCCUCCAUUUCCUCACUGACUGCUCUGACUUUGCCCUGCCCAGGGCAUCUUGCUCUGCCGCCGACCCAGCAGGAGCGCGAGUCCUUGGCCUGCAGCCCUGCCCUCCCGAGCGCGGCCCAGAGUGAGUUCCGAACUCGGCUCUGACCGAGUGGCUCACGGAUGGAUCGGGCCCUGUGCUGGCUGACUUGGUUCACUCAUUCUGUGCUGCUAAACUUCAUCUUUCUCUUUCAUGUUUUAAAAAAGUAUCCGUCUCAUAGCCUCCCAGCCUUUGUUAAAAGAAUCAUAAGUAUUAAGAAUGCUGUUAUAAAUUAAAAGUUCUCUGUGUGCAUCUUGAGUUCUUCAUAGGAAAACUGUUAUAAAAAAAAAAAAACUACUUGAAAGGGCUGGGGAUUAGUUCCACGGUGCGGCCACCUGCCUGGUUAAGCACAAGGUCCUGAGUUUGAUCCCUGGUACCCCCCCCUAGA
Messenger RNA from Fukomys damarensis (Damara mole-rat), 1222 nucleotides. RefSeq names its product peroxisomal testis enriched protein 1 (gene Pxt1). Gene Ontology annotation, biological process: positive regulation of apoptotic process. Gene Ontology annotation, cellular component: nucleus; peroxisome. The record is from RefSeq and is a predicted model, not a curated record. Lineage: Eukaryota; Metazoa; Chordata; Mammalia; Rodentia; Bathyergidae. The coding region runs from base 227 to 511 and encodes 94 amino acids. The transcript is spliced from 3 exons.